AUGUAUUUGUUGUGUGUGACCAACACAGACAAUGAGGUCCUAUCCCUCUCUGAAUUUCUCUGGCCAUGCACAUUAUUUCUAAUUUUGACUGUGCUUCGCUUCCAGGAACCACCGAGACACAGAGAAAAUUGUUACCUGCAGCCCCGAAACUUGCCAAGCCAAGGAGUUUAUCCCUUUGUCCAAAGCCUCCUUUGUAAUGCUGGCUCUAGAUGCAAGAACACCAGUUAUGAAGUGCCAAAAGACAUCCACUUCCGCAUCUCUGGGUCCCCAAAUUCUCAAGACCACCAAGGCAUGGGGACGAAUUUGGACUUUUUGGAAGAGAUUCAGGAGCUUGCCCAAGGCAUUUCAGAAACAAUGGAGAAGGCCAUUGCUUUACAGAAACUUUGGAUGGAAGGUUCCAAGUUAUCAGGUUCAAGUUAUGACACUGGUUUCCUUGCUGUGGAUCUUAAUAAGACUGAAGCUCUAAUAUCUAAAAUAGAAAACCUUCAUCAUCAACCCUACUUUUGGAAUUUCCUACAUUCUUUGCCAGAACUAAAAAGAAACAAUGUAGAUGCUAAGUAUGCACAGGCUUUGGCACCGUUACUGCAAACAAUUCUAAGUUUUUUAGCAUCUCUAGAAGAUUUGGAUUGGUUACCAAUAAAUCAAACUUUCUCCAAGGCUGCUCAAAUAGGACUAAACGUGACCAUUACAAUCCUGAAAUUUCUUCAGGAGGAAAAAGUGGAAGUUAUUGGACUGGAAUAUAACUUAUCUCUAAGAAAUGUGGUGUGGGACCCUUUGAAGCUGAAAUCUGAUUUGACAACCAAAUAUGGCUUUGAUGACCUUCAUGUUGAGAAGCUGCUGAAUUACACUGGCAAGUUAAAUGAGAUUCCUGGAGACAGUUCACUGGAGCAGUUUGUGUGUACAGCCUUGUCCAACACAUCAGAAAUUGAAGAUGACAAGAAGUAUAAUCAUGGGAACUGUAAUAUCCAGUGGUCAGAAACUAAAAACUAUCUUGUCCAUUCAGUCAGCUGGCUCCAUAUCUACAAACAGGUAUUAAUGAUUCAGCAAUGGCUAAAUGGUAGUGUGCUUCAGAAGAUUCUUACUGGAAUGGACCAAGGUCUAGUGGGUUUUGUAGAUAGAUUCCCUGAAGACAGUGAGCCAUGGAAAGUUGCAUCAGUCCUGCACAUCAUGAUUCAUCUCCUGGAUGACAGUUUGGGACCAAACUCCCCACCAAACUACCUUCAGACUCCAAAAAUAUUAGUGUAUCUGGCAAAGUUUCAGACCAUUCUUCAAAAUCUUCCUCAUUGGCCAACUGUGAAGAGAUUGCUUCUGGUAAAUGGAGCUCUCAGAAAUGUGAUCUUCCAGAAUUUACAUUUUAUCCGAGAAGUUCUAAGCAAACUGGAAGGAUUGGCUCCAUUUUCUACAACAGAUGAUUUGAGCUCAUUACAACUUGAAAUGGAUACAUUCUUCAAUGAUUUUAAACAGAUGUUGACAAAGAAUUACACUUACGCGAUUCAGGAUGUACCCUUUGUUUCUGAAGAGAAUUUUACUCUUUUGGAGAACUUCAAAGUUAUGAAAGUGCUAACUCAUUUAAGGGUGCAUUCUCAUUCCCCCAAUGAGACAAGCUUUUUAUACAACCUGCUUCACUUAGUCAAAGAGGCUGAUGGAAUUUUUCAGGAGGUGCUCUUUGGACGAACAAAUUGGUCCACUGCAAUUACUGAAGACUUUCUGGGCUGGCAAGAAAUUGAACAGCAAUUUAUAGAGAGUACAACUGUUUGUUCUUGGUUGUAUCAGUCUUUGAGUACCCAGAUAUCACCUGGAGCAGAGAGCUCCCUCGUUUAUUGCCAGGAACAGAUUAUUUCCACACUAGUUUUCCAUACAUUGGAAGGAAUCCAGUUUUCUCUGGAACAAAAUAACUCCUGGAAAAAUUUAACAGAACUUCUCCAGAAAACAUGUGAAGCUGCUCAUUAUGUGAAUAAGCAAGAAAUUUUCCGAAGAGGUGCAUCUGCCACUUCUGAAAAAUCCCCUUGCAAAGGAACAAAGCUCGAUUGGAAAGUCAUCACUGAUACUUACUUUGUUUUUCUGAAAAAUUUGUGGAAGUCCCCGAGGAUGUCAUUGUCUAGAAUCUUGAUGUAUCUCAAGGAUCUUUUGCAGAUGAAAAAGAAGUCACAUACCUAUGAAGAUGAAGAGGAAAACUUUUGGCUAUUCUUUGUAGAAUUUGUGGAAAAAAUGGUACUGCCUGGUUCUUCAUUCUCAUUCAAUCAUCCUGCAUUCCAGAACCUUGCAACCCUACCUGAAGUUACCUGGAAUAAAACUCUUUGGUGGAUGAAUACUUCUGGAAGUUCUGAGGCUGAACCAUUUUCUCUUAAUACUCAGAAAUUUUCUGAAUUUACUAAGGAAGUUAUAGAGAAAAUCCAAGUUGUUUCAAGCCUCUGGAAAGGGAAUGAAUAUGAAGGAUUUAUGAGAUUCUUGGAAUUAAUACUUUAUGAAAUUAAUCCUAAGCUUUUAGAACUAUGGAUGUAUGGCAUUCCAAAAAGAGAAAGAGACAAACUGGAAACCUUAUCAGCUCUUUUAAAUUUGUCAAUUCCAGAAAAUCAAAGAAUCUUUGGAAAAAACUUCAACUUUUCUCAGUUUUUCCAUAGUUUACCCAAACCUAAAUUUUUAAAUUUGGAUUUUGUAAACUUAAGUGAAAUUUUCAUAAAUAAUCUUUAUGAACUUGGAUUAGUAAAGCAAGAACAAGUCACUGCAAUCCUGAAUACAGUUUAUGCUCUACAAAACAUAUCAAUCCUUUCCUCAAAUUUUUCUGUUUCUCAAAAAGAAUACUUGGAAAAUAUUGUGACUCAUAUCUAUCAAAAUGUCUUUAAGGAUAAGGAUUCUGUCAUACUUCUUCAAUUAUAUUCUUCAGUUUUUAAGGAUAUUUAUCAGCUUUUCUCCAGUUAUCAGAGUAGAGAGUCUUUGUUAACUUUCUUUAUUCAAAUUUCAAAAAACAUUUCAGCUAUUAUCAAGAAGUUUAAUUUUCAAGAUAUGAGCAAAGCUAUUGAAUUUCUCUCUGAAGCUACAAGCUUUCUGGAUCAAUUAUCUGAAGAAUCACUCUGUGAAAAGCUCUUUUCAGUUUAUAACUAUCUGGAACUUCAGGCCAAAUCUCUAAUCCCCAAGGAAGGCCAAGAAACAAAAAUGAUACAUGCGACUCUGAUGAGUCUGAAACAGUUGCUCAUGAAAGAUAAAAAUUUUCGGAUAUCUUUACUUCACUAUCUAAAUCAACUUUUCAACAGCUCACUGGAAAAACACUUGGAUAACAGAUGCUUUGAUUUGGAUGAUAGGCCUCUUUCUCCUAACUGGUCAGUGGGUGUGAGAAAUUCCCUCAUUCUUCCUUGGAUCCAAAUUCUUUCAAAUCUAACACAAAAUAUUGUCCUGAAUGAAUCUUUAGCUAUGCAAUGCACAUUUUCAUGGGUCCAAGUAUGGUUUGAUAUCUGGGGUGCCAUUUCUCAAGUCUUAAAGCUUGAUGACAAGUUUUUUCAUUCUCUUCAGAUUGGCCUCAGGGAACUUUCUUCAGAACUGGGAAAUAAAUUUGAAUAUUCUGAAAUGUGCCAGAGCUCGUUUCCUGACCAUGUUCCCAUAAGACUUAUCAAAGAUUUACUAAAAAAUAUAGUUCAAGAUGUUGAUGCCCCAAAUUGGAAUGCUUUUACUGUUCUCUCAUCUGUGCUAGACAAUUCAUUAGCCAUCAUGAAAUCACUAAAUACAGAGAAAGUGAAGAAAUCCCUUUUGACGGUAGAAAAUAUAGUACUCAAAUUAAAAAAGUUCCCAUUAAAUAUUAAUACUAGCAGAGAGUUUUUGUCCUCCCUAUUUGAAGUUUUCAUGGAGCUAAGCAACACAACAGGAUACGUAGACAGAGAGGCAUAUUUAGGAAGUCACAUACUUCCAAAAUUACUAAAAGGCUCUGGAGAAGAAUAUGAAUCUGCAUUCACUGUUUUACAAGAGACAUUAAGAUUCCUUAGAAAUAUAUCCUAUGACCAACAAUUAUUGUCUUGUGCUGGCAUUUUGUAUAAUAUUACCAAUUUAGUUAUGGAACAUGGUAUAGAUUCACAAAAUGCUUCACAAAAGUUAUUAAGUGUGCAGGAAAUUUUACAUUUCAUUUUAACCUCUGAAGAUACAAUUAAGAGGCUAGAAGGUUGUACUUCAUGGAUAGAUAUAAUCAGAAAUCUAGUUGUCAAAUAUGAUAUUAAUUCUUCAUUUGACCACUCACUGGACUUUUUAAGAUUGUUUUUAUCUUCAAGAAAUGUUAAUGGCACAAAAAUCAAAUUGAGAAAGUUGUUAGAUUUUGUUACUUUCAUGCUAAGUUCAACAAAACCUCUCUGUUCUUUUAAUAAUUUAGACAUGCAUUGUUUGGAUAUUUAUUUUAGAAAUGUAACUAAUUUUGCAAAAGUUGUAAUUACGUCAUUGUUGGAAAAGGAAAAGAUUCCAGUGCUUGACUUUAUAUUAAAAUUUUUAAAUAAUUCAGGAAACCAGAUCAGUUUAAUUAUCAAUAAUUUAACAAGAAUUUUAGAAUUUCCAUCAGAUUUGAACUGGAAAAAUUUUACUGGAUUGAUUACAAGAGCCUUAGAAAAGUCAGAUAACUCUCCUAAUCUAUUCAAAAUUGCCUGGCAUCAAUCAAUGGCCCUCUUUGGGGAAAUUAAAAAACUUGUGAAAAACAUUACUAUUCAAAUUUUAGAACACAAUUCAUCUGAUAUUGAAAAAGUUUUAAAGAUGUUUGACAAUUUACCAAAGGAAAAGAGUACAGAUCUGUUAGGUGAUUCAAUUCAAAAUUUAGGAAGUUAUUUUGCAUUUAAUUUGUCUCAUGAUCUGAAAAAUUCACCAACCCAUGCAAUUAUGAAAGCAAUUGGUCUUAAUAUUCGACUGGCAAGGGAUGCAAUUAAUUCUUGGCUACCAUCUAUUCUUCCUAACAUUCCAAAAAACUCAGGAAAUAUUAAAGUUUUGAAGAAGAUUAGCACUCUUAUACGCAACCUCAAAAAUGCAGAUGUAGAGCUCUUGGUAGAUCAACUUGAAGAAAUUGGUGGGAGCCUUUGGGAUUUUUUAAGGAAUAUCAGUGCUUUAGAGGAUGGAAAUUUGGGGAUUGACUUAUUAGUUCAAUUAAUGAAGACAUUUGUACACAGCUCACAUUCUUGGAGUAUUAACCAUCUGUGGCAGCUCUCACGCUUUUUCCCUAAAGAUGAAGUUGAUGCAGUAGUAGAUGCAUAUUAUGUACUUCCUGAUGGAGUGAGACUUUUACAGCAGAUAGCUCAUAAAAACAUUACAGAGGCCCUACUGGAUGUAUACAAUUUCACAUUGGUUCACGGAGCUAACAUUUCUACUAUCACUAAGGAAGAUUUUGCAAGUGCCAUUAAAGACCUUCUGGACAUAAUAGAGUUGGUUAUGGAUGAGCCAAAUAUUGCUGCAGAUGCUUUAAGUUGCCUUCCAGUAAUUUGGUGCUUGAACCACACAACUCUGCAGCUUCACAAGGAUCUAGUAAUGGAAAAGUGUAAUAUGUACAAGUCUGUGCAUCCUUUGUUGUAUACCAAAUUGGCUGAUCUCUUUCAUCACCUCCAGCUGAUGCCUUUGGAGAGAGAUUUACAAUGUUCAAAUGAGAGUUUAAGGAUGGAGAUGACUUACAGGGUGUACUGUUUCUUUCAUGAAUUAGCAGCAUGGAAUUCCAUUUUUAUAAAUUUUUCUGAAGCCCUCAAUAUCAAUAAUUCACUUCUGAGGGAGCUUCAAGGGUUUUGGUACAAGGUAUCACCCUAUAUCCUGUCUUCUGGAAAAUCAAGCAAUGCUAAUGACUCCAUACAUUGUAUGGUAGUUCCAGGGAAAUGGAUUGCUUUGAGAGUCAUAGACAAGUUGAAAAAAAUGAAUUUCACAAAGGUUUUUGAAAAAUUAUCAAUUCUGAACAAGAUUCAACACUGGGAAAUAGACAAAGAAACAUCAGUUCUAAAUACAACUACCAUGAAUUUGAAAAAGUGGUCAAAACUAGUCUCUAGUUUUGGUCUAAAAAGCCUGACUUCAUUUCUCUCUCAAAUGCAUUCAUCUUCUAAAACGAACCAAUUUAAUAAUCUCUUGAAGGUACUAUUACAUUUUGGUAAAUUUAGUAGCAUUAUUGACAAUCUGGAAGUCCUAUGGCUUGAGUCAGAGAGAUUUAUGCCAGACCUAAGGAAGAAUUUUAGUGUCAGGUAUAUACUCUCUUUAGUCAAACAAGGAAUUAAAAUAAUAGAACCACUUGAUGAUCAAAAUAUAAAACUGACAAUUUCCAAUUUUUUGAAAUAUUUUAAUUCCUCAUCUCUACAUGGGGCCAGAUUCCUUGAAGACCUUCUGGUAGUUACUAGAGAUUUGCUCCAUGAAUACACAAAUGGAAAUUUAUCUACAAUAAUAGCUACAUUGAUUCAUGUAUUGGAUGAUAGAAUUUCCUCUGAUGAUAGAAUAUCAAGCAUUGAAGCUAUUACUGACUUUCUAAAACACUUCAAGAAUAUUUCUAGAGAAGGUAACAUUUAUAUUACAUUUGUUGCUCAUUUGCUAAAUGUAGAAAAACAAGCUAAUUUCUCUGGUAUUCAAUUCCUUUUUGAAAGCAGCCUGAUUAGUGCAAUCAAUAAACUUGUUUGGAAUUCUCUGGAAGCAUCCCUGAAUUUAAAUGACACUGGCCUACCAAUAAUGGACUUCAUUGAUCUAAUGUUUAACUAUACACUGUUUGAAAAUAAUAGGGGGAAUCUCUCUCUCCACCCAAACAGUACAAUGGAACUGUUAGAACAAUUUUUUCAAAAAUUCUUCUUUCCACCAAAGGGAAAUUUUGAAAACAAAAUAUUUAUUCUGAUGGAAGACUUAUAUAAAGAAAUAAUGGCUGAGAUGAGUAUUGCUUCAAUGAACAAAAUUUUAGAUAUUUUGAAAAUGGAUCCUUUUACUAACCUGAUAGAAGAAGGCAGGUUACCUAGCAACUAUUCUAGUUUAAGGAAAGACAUUUAUGAUCUAAUGAAAGGGUCAUUCAUAUUAGAAAAUAGUGAAUUUCAUUUUGAUAUUCAACAGAGGUUCAAAUUUAUCUGAUAUUUAUUUCAUGUUAUUUUCAGAGAUAUCCCUACAAGAAAUGACAGUGAAAAUUAUGCUGACCUGGUUAAGAAUAGGACUCAUUUGCUUUCAAAGAUGAAUAAUUUUGAGGACUUAGAAAAAUUAAAUGAAGAUCUUGAUUCUGCAAUUCAACUUGUGAGAAAAAAUUCUGCAAAAAUAGUUGACGUGAUGGAUAUUAUCUUCAGUUAUAAUAUUAAGGAUCUUCAUGCUUUUUCCUCUAUGCUCCAAGUUAUUCUUGCUAAUUUAACAGAAUUAGUGACCUUUGUAAAUGAUGUUUUCCCUUCAAAAGAGAGAAAGCUGGCAGAAAUUACCAAGAACUUACUAGAUAAAAUUGUCUAUGGUGAAAAGGAUAUUCCAGAAAAUUUCUUGGAAAUGUAUCAGACUUUGAGCACUUUGCUACAGGAUAUCAAGAAAUUAAAAAGUCGUUCACAAUCAAUAGAUGCUGUGGUUAAAUUCCUUAAGCUAUCUAAAAAACUCUCUGCUCAAGUGGCCAUUAUUUUAGAAACUCAUGGAAUUUCCAAAGCAGAGGAAAAGUUAUAUUUCUUUGACUUGCUCUAUUCUUUUUUGCAAGGAGCUGUUCACAAUGUAAUAGAUGAUAAAACUUCUAUGAGGAAUUUAGAACUUUUAAGUUUCAAAGAAAUAGAAAGCUUGCUGAAACCAUUGCUAGAUGUCACCUAUUGGACUAUUGAGAUAAAACCCAUUAUUUCCAAAGAAUCCAAACAUCUGAAUCAAUCAACUAGUUUCUUUUCAUAUCUAAACCAAUCUAAAGACAUUUCUGAGAUUGUAGAAGAAAUUGCUCAGUUUAUAAUCAAUUCGAAAAAGCAUUGUGUAGAGGUGGAGCAUCUUGUAUUAGCUCUCAAAAAUGCAACCCAAACUUUAUCUAUAGAUGCCAAAACUCUAAUAGGAGAAGUUCUUGAUUAUUUGGUGCCAAUAAAUAACCUCACUAGCCAGGUAAACUUUUUAAAUUCUAAUCUGAAUUCCUCCCAUCAUUGGCUGCAGGAUUCAAAAUGGGAACGGUUUUACAAAAUAGCACUUUUUUGGAAUGAAAUACUGUCUCAGAACAGCCCAGAAAGUGGGACUAACUUGAAAAUGGUGAUUGCUCCAGCCCUAGAAGCUUUGGGGAAUAAUUUACAGGAGGGUGUCCGGGAUAUAUUUAAUCUGCUGCUGACAUUUGCACAGCAUCCAAACAACCUUUCUCAAGCCAUAGGGAGCACUGGGAAGAUGCUGAGUGUUUUUGGAGGACAGUUCAGUAAGGCGCUAUUUUUUAACAGCUCUACCAUUCACAACAUGACUCACCAGCAACUUGAAAAAGCAAUUCAGGUUGCAUUAAAUAAAACAGCUCUCUGGAUGGAAUGGCUACGUUUACUCCACUCACAGUGGAGACAUUCUACAAAAGCUUUAUUCCAACUCAUUUGGGAAACUUCCAUUAAUGUAACUACUGGAAAACAUGUGUUGCCCAAACUACUGAACAUUAAGAGAGAAAAGAAUAAUUUUUCACUUACUUUUGAACCUUUAUCAUGUUUUGAAAAGUCCAUUAAAAGAAUAAUUGCCCUGGCAAAAUACUCGCAAAAAGGACUACUGCAAAAUCAAAGUGUCUUUCAAAUAUGUCAGUUUUUCCAGAAGCACUUAAAGCCCUCUACUGCCUUAAUUCUUCAGAAGGUGAAGAUGACAGUUUUGAAUGUGUUAAUCAUCCUAUCAGAAAAACCUUCUUUUACUAAGGACAUUCUGUGUACUUUUCUGAGCUGCAAGGAUGGAUUAAUAAGGAAUCUCCUCUUAUCCAUUGUACAAGGAAUUACAUUGGCUCAUAACCACUACCAGGAUUUUGAAAAUAUUUGGUCCUCAUCCAAUCCUGGACAUUGUGAAAGCCUUUUACAUACUAGCAGCAAACUUUCUAGUACCUUGGAAAGUUUUAAGAGAAGCUUGGAAAAUGCUACAGCCAGAGACUGUGAAUGCCCUCCAGGGUUAGAAACUGUUCAGCAACAUGUGCAAAUGCUGGUCAGAAGCCUUGAGAAGCCUUUAUCAGGAGACCCCAUUAUGACUUUUCUUAGCAACCUCAGUGUAACUGGAGAUGUGAGGGUAAAAGAUUGUGUGCAGAAUGUUACCAAGUUAACAGAGGAAUUGCGUUCUUUGACUCCUAUUUCAGAGGAUACCAUCAAUAGCAUUCUGGAAGCAAAUAUCUCACAUCCAAAGUUUCUUUCCAGUGCCCUUGCAGUAGCUUUCGCUGGAAAAUGUGAUGAAGAAGUUAUCAGCCUCUUGCUGACAUUUCCUGCAGAUGGAAAAGCUCUUGCAGCUAAAGAAUUGUGUGUUCUGCCUGCAUUGGACGUGUACACUUUGAUUGUACUCAUUAGUCAGAACCUAGAUUUGCGGAUUAUCAUUUACAAAAUGUUGAUACCACCAGAGGCAAAUUCCUUACUGAACUCUUUGUUGGAUGUGGUUUCGAGCAUCGACUCCCUACUUACUAAGGCUGAGCACAUUCUCAAAUAUCUCCCUGAAUUUCUUCAGUCACUAAAAAGUAUUCCUUUGCUUGAUAUUCAUGCAUUUCCACAGUUUCCACAAGAUGUUCAGGCUCGAAGUUCAACCUUUGGCUCUCUCCAGUCUGUGAUGAAGAUGGUUUGCAAAGAAGAAGCAUCUUUCCUCAGCAACUCUAACAUGUUCAUUAACUUACCCAGAGUGAAUGAUCUCUUAGAGGAUGACAAGAUGAAAUUCAACAUUCCCAAAGAUUCAACGCCAUUUUGCUUGAACCUUUAUCAGGAAAUUUUACAGUCUCCAAAUGGAGCUUUGGUGUGGGCUUUUCUAAAGCCUUUAUUGCAUGGGAAGAUAUUAUAUGCACCCAACACUCCAAUGAUUAAUAAGGUUAUCGAAAAGGCGAAUUACACCUUUGCCUUUGUGGACAAACUGAAGAUUUUUUUGGAAGCGGUGCUGAAAAUGUCCAGCAUCUUUCAGAAAGGUGGAAAUGCUCAAAUGAUCAACCAUCUUCAGGAAGCCCUGAGAAAUACAUUUAUCAAAAGAUUUGUAGAAAGCCAAUUGCAGAUUGAUGUAGAGAAGCUCAUUGAAAAGCUACAGAACUAUUCUGGGAUGCUGGGCAAGAUGUUUAAUCACUCAAAGGUUGAACAGUUUCAUUCCUUGGCCCAAGUCAUGGUAAACAUCUCAUCCUGUGUACUCCUAAAUCGCUUCCAGCCUCUGGAGUCUGUGGAAAUACUGGAGAGAGAAGCUCAUGGGCUCAUACAACAAAACAAUUUAUUGGCUAGCAUUAUAUUCAACAGUUCAUUAACCAGUAAGAAACAUGGAACAGAUGCUAUUGAUCUCCCACAACAUUUCAUCUAUACAAUUAGGACUAGUGUUUUGUACAGUAUGAGAACAGAUUUGGUCAAAAACCCUUUGUGGAAAUUUCAUCCCCAAAAUCUUCCAGCUGAUGGGUUCAAAUAUAAUCACAUUUUUGUUCCACUGCAAGACAUGAUUGAAAGAGCCAUCAUUUUGGUGCAAACUGGAUUAGAUACAUUGACACCACCAAUACAAGCCCAAGCCAUGCCAUAUCCCUGCCACACCAGUGACUUAUUCUUGAACAAUGUUGGCUUCUUCUUUCCACUGAUACUGAUGUUGACGUGGAUGGUAACUGUAGCCAGUAUGGUCCGGAAGCUGGUUUAUGAAAGAGAGAUUCGUCUUGAAGAGUAUAUGAGGAUGAUGGGUGUCCACCCCAUUAUUCAUUUCCUAGCCUGGUUUUUGGAGAAUAUCAUCAUGAUUAUUAUAAGCAGCUGUGUUCUGGCCAUUAUCCUGAAAACAAGUGGCAUCUUUGUGCAUAGCAAUGCUUUCAUCAUUUUCCUCUUCCUUCUGGACUUUGGAGUUUCAGUCGUCAUGCUAAGCUUCUUACUCAGUGCGUUUUUCAGCAGCGCAAAUACUGCAGCCUUGUGUACCAGUUUGGUGUACAUGAUCAGUUUUUUACCAUACAUAGUUCUCUUGGUGCUACAUAAUCAAUUAAAUUUUGCUCUUCAGACAGUUCUGUGUUUUCUAUCUACAACUGCCUUUGGGCAAGGUGUAUUUUUCAUUACAUUCUUAGAAGGACAAGAAGCAGGGAUUCAGUGGAAUAAUAUGUACCAAUCUCUGGAACAAGAAGGAGACAUGACAUUUGGCUGGGCAUGCUGGAUGAUUCUCUUUGACUCAAUGGCAUAUUUUAUAUGUGGAUGGUACUUCAGUAAUUUGAUUCCAGGGAAUUUUGGUUUAAAGAAACCAUGGUAUUUUCCCUUUACUAUGUCAUACUGGAAGAACUUGUGUGGCUUCAAGAUGAGGAAGCAACAGCAUAUCAGCUCCAAUCUCUUGUUCUUCAAUGAAAACUUCAUGAAUAAAGGAUCUCUGCCACCAAACGGGCAGAAAGCAAUUGAGGAUGGGAUCGACAUAGGAGUGACACUGGUAUCAGUUACCAAAGAGUAUGAAGGUGACAAAAAAGCUGCAGUUAAAGAGCUUACACUUACAUUUCAUAAAGGUCAAAUCACUGCUCUGCUGGGACCCAAUGGUGCUGGAAAGACCACAAUUAUAUCUAUGUUGACGGGAUUGUACCCUCCGAGUUCUGGUACUAUCAUUAUUAAUGGCAAAGAUAUGCAGACACAGCUUGCUGCUAUCAGGAUGGAGAUGGGUGUGUGCCCCCAAUAUGAUGUCCUCUUUGAUAACUUAUCUGUUCGGGAACAUUUAUUGCUAUUUGCUUCAAUAAAGGCACCACUGUGGACAAAGAAGCAAUUAUAUCAACAAGUCAAUAAAACCCUUCAAGAUGUGGAGUUAACCCAUCACCAACACAAGCACGUCAGAACUCUCUCUGGAGGAAUGAAAAGAAAACUCUCAAUUGGUAUUGCCUUUAUUGGAAACUCAAAUGUUGUUGUUCUAGAUGAGCCUACCAGUGGUGUGGAUCCUUGUGCCCGCCGGGGCAUAUGGGAUAUUUUACUGAAGUAUCGAGCAGGCCGUACCUUAAUCUUCACUACACACCAUCUCGAUGAGGCCGAAGUGCUUAGUGACCGAAUUGUCAUACUCCAAUGUGGUCAACUUAGAUGCUCUGGUCCUCCCUCCAGCCUAAAGGAAACCUAUGGCCAUGGACUCAGUCUGACCCUGACAAAACAACCUUUCAUUCUGGAGACUCAAGAUGCCAAGGACACAGAUCGAGUUACAACUUUGAUACAGAUAUAUAUUCCACAAGCAUUUCUUAAAGAAAAUGGUGGGAAUGAGUUAACAUAUGCAAUUCCAAAAGAUACUGAUAAAGCAUGCUUUAAAGGACUCUUUCAGGCUCUGGAUGAAAACCUACAUCUUCUGCACCUAACCGGCUAUGGAAUUUCUGAUACUACUUUAGAAGAGGUAUUUUUGAAGCUUUUACAAGACUCCAAAAUGAAACCACAUAUUCCAGCUACAAUAAAUGUAGAGUCUCAAUAUGAAAACAGCACAGAACAACUGCAUGACAAUUACGACUCUCAUAGGAAGAUAAAGACUAAUGGUGGAGGCAAGCUGCUUCUCACCCAGAUGACUGCUCUGCUUACGAAGAGGUUUCAUCACACCAGGAGAGGCUGGAAAGGCACAUUAUCUGAUCUGGUUCUGCCUGUUCUCUUUGUGGCUUUAGCCAUGGGCUUAUUCAUGGUGAAGCCAUUGGUUACUGAAUACCCUUCACUCAAAUUGACACCAGGGCAUUAUGAAAGUGCAGAAGCCUAUUUUUUUAGCAGGGAAAGUGAGGACGAAGGUCUUUCUAGUGUGCUUUUGAGAAGCUUUGGCUCCCAGGAUCCAUUGUGUGCAUUUUGCUUCAUUAGAAAAAACUCUUCAUGCUGGCGAAGCGAUCCCUUUCCUCCCAGAAAAUUCCAGGACUCAUGUGACUGUUUGAAAUGUCCAAAAGAGAAUACCAGUGCUCCCUACCUGAAGAACAGUAAGGGACAUACUUUGUUUAAUCUUUCAGCAUAUGAUAUAGAAGAUUACUUAUUGUGGCCUUCAAAAAAACCAAGGCUUGGAGGUUGGUCUUUUGGAGUGAAGAUCGCUAACCAAGGUCAAGAUGAAAAAAGAAAUAUAUCAAAACCUCAAACUCUGGCAAAGGUCUGGUAUAAUCAGAAGGGAUUUCAUGCCUUACCAUCUUAUCUAAAUCACCUAAACAACUUAAUUCUGUGGCAGCAUUUACCUUCGUCUGUGGACUGGAGACAGUAUGGAAUAACACUCUAUAGCCACCCAUAUGGAGGUACCUUACUGAAUGAAGACAAAAUACUGGAGAGCGUCCGACAGUGUGGAGUCGCACUCUGCAUCAUGCUGGGCUUCUCAAUCCUCACGGCAUCGAUUGGCAGCUCCAUAGUAAAAGACAGGGUGUGCGGAGCGAAGAGAUUGCAGCACAUCAGUGGACUUGGCUAUAGGACCUAUUGGUUUACUAAUUUCAUUUAUGAUAUGCUAUUUUACCUGGUUUCAGUCAGCCUGUGUAUUGGAGUUAUCGUUGCUUUCCAGCUAACAGCCUUCACUUUCCGAGAGAACUUGGCAGCCACUGCCCUCCUGCUGGCCCUUUUCGGUUAUGCGACUCUACCAUGGAUGUAUCUUCUAUCCCGAAUCUUCUCCAGUUCUGAUGUGGCUUUCAUUUCUUAUAUCUCCUUAAACUUUAUCUUUGGCCUCUGCACCAUGUUAAUGACGAUAAUGCCGAGAUUACUAGCUGUUGUCUCCAAAGCACAGAAUCUGCAGAAUAUCUAUAAUGUCCUCAAAUGGGUCUUUACCAUUUUUCCACAAUUUUGCCUGGGCCAAGGUUUAAUAGAACUCUGUUACAAUCAGAUUAAGUUUGACCUAACCCACAACUUUGGCAUUGAUUCAUAUGUGAGUCCCUUUGAAAUGAAUUUCUUGGGCUGGAUCUUCGUGGCAAUGGCCCUGCAGGGCACAACUCUUCUUCUUUUGAGAAUCCUGCUGCACUGGGAUUUGCUUCAGAAACCAAGGAGCCAACCAGUCUUUCUUGGUCCAGUCAAUCCUUCUGAAGACAAAGAUGUUCAAGAGGAGCAAAUGCGAAUUUGGACUGAAAGAGCAAGCAAUGACAUUCUUGUGCUCAGGAACCUCCAGAAGAGUUACCAAAGUUUUGGCAAGAAGAGCACCGCCGUGAAAGAUAUUAGCUUGGGAAUACCAAGGGGAGAGUGUUUUGGCCUCCUGGGAGUGAAUGGAGCUGGGAAAAGUACAACAUUCAAAAUGCUAACUGGUGAUAUCCCUCCAUCUUCAGGACAUGCUGCCAUCAGGAAUCCAGGGGGAGAUGAAAUGGUCCUAUCUUCUGCUGGUGCUGAAGGUAUUCUCAUUGGCUACUGUCCCCAGAAAGAUGCCUUGGAUGAGUUUCUCACUGGCUGGGAACAUCUUUAUUAUUAUUGCAGACUACGUGGAGUCCCCAAACAGGAUAUCCAUAUGGUUGCUGGAGAACUGGUUAAUAGACUACACCUUGAGGCUCAUAUUGAAAAACCAGUGAAUACUUAUAGUGGAGGAACCAAGAGAAAACUAUCCACUGCUCUGGCUUUGGUGGGAAAACCUGAAAUUCUUUUACUGGAUGAGCCCAGCUCUGGAAUGGAUCCUGGCUCUAAGCGGUUUCUCUGGAAAACUAUAAUGAAAGAAGUGCAGGAAGGAUGUGCUGCAAUUCUCACUUCACACAGCAUGGAGGAGUGUGAAGCCCUUUGCACUCGACUGGCAAUCAUGGUCAAUGGCAGUUUCAAGUGUCUUGGUUCUCCCCAGCAUAUUAAAAACAGGUUUGGAGCUGGAUAUAGUGUUAAAGUCUGGCUAAGCCAAGAAACAAGUCAGCAUAAUGCCAUCUCUGACUUUCUCAGUCUCCAUUUCCCAGGAAUCUUAUUUAAGGGACAACACCUUAAUUUAUUGGAGUACCAUGUGCCACAAAGACAAGGGUGCUUGGCAGACUUGUUCAAAAUUCUAGAGAACAAUAAGACUUUGCUGAAUAUCAAGCACUACUCUAUUAACCAAACCACUUUAGAACAGGUCUUCAUUAGCUUUGCAACUCAGCAGCCGCAAACUCCAUACUCUGCUUUUGAAUUUUCCAACAAAUAUGUACGUCCAUAUUCAAUGUCCAUCUAGCUGCCAUGAAAUGCUUCCACCAAAGAAGUCCUAAGGAAUGGAAAACAAUUAUCUUCAGAGGGGCUCAUUGUUCUGUGAGGGAAACAGCCAAACUCUUCUCUUUCCUUUGAAUAGAAAACAAUAAGUCUGAGAGUCUUAAGUGAGUAUAAAGCUAUACAGAUAAUUCACAGAAUAGACAAGAACCAGAUUCUGGGUCUGGUUCUAUUUCCAUUGGAUAUAUUAACAUACAUUGUUUUUAUUCACCAUCUGAAAUGAAUCCCUUUCAAAUCAUGAAUUCAUUGAGCUAUAAUGCUGUGACAAGGAAAAUGUAGGCUUUCUGCUGCACAAAUGUUGCUCUCUCUAUACAUUAAAACACUUAUUAUUUAGCCCUGUAGCCAUAUUAAAUAAAUUGAAAAAGGUGCCAUAAAUUAUACAUGACAGAAUACUCCCUCAGGCCUUCAUCUUUUAAUAUUUCUUUUGGGAAGAAGGAAGAGAUUUAAUAGUGAUAAAUUGUUCUUUUCUUGACUUUGGCCUUAAUUUCUUUUGUUUCUAAGAAGAAUAGAUUUGGAUUCUGUUUAAUGGAAUACAAGUAAAAAGCCGUAAGAAUAUAAUAUUGAACAAUAACAUUUUGACUAAAUGCUAUCUUUCAUAGUUUUAUAAAAUGAGAUAUUUAAAAAUGUUGUCAUUUUGAGAGGGAUUCUACUCUUUAUUGGAAUAAAAUUGCCAUUUUCAAAUCUAUUUUUCUAAAAUAAUAUCAAUAACUAGCCUAUCUAGAGUGUGUUAUUUUCACAGUGUUUGACAUAUUAUAUCAUCUGGUUCUCCUUAUUCAAAAAGUGAUCAGAGAAUUUCUCAGGACAGAAAAUGCUCAAUUUAUAUUUGUUAAUAUUUUCUGUAACCCCAAUAGAGGGUGGCUAAUUUAAUUUUUAAUUUAUUUUUCUUUUAUGCUAAUAUGGUCAUUGAAUAAUAGUAGUCAUUUAGGUUAAAAGGGUUUUUUUGGGGGGAAAACAUACUUUUCUUUACUGUAAGGGGAAUGUACUUAAAAUUUAUGUAGGUCCAUCUGUGCUUAAUUGAUUAUCAUAUUACAUAUAGCAUAGGUACUAUAAAAUACAUAUAGAUCCAGGAAUCAUUUUACCAGGGUAAUGCUUAAACCUUAGCCCUUAUAAGUCAGUCAAGGAUUGUUUGGCCAUGAGACUUUGAUCUAUAUUCAUGUAAUGCUUUCUUAAAGUUACUGUAAUUUCUUUCAUGUUAAUCUAUUUUCAUUGUCCAGUGGAGGAAAUAUUAAUUUGUACUAAAUCUUUAAAACUUCUGAAUUAUGACCAAUCUUAUAGCAAUGAAUAAAUUAUAUAUGCUUUAAUU
Molecule: messenger RNA, 16443 nt
Organism: Monodelphis domestica (gray short-tailed opossum)
Lineage: Eukaryota; Metazoa; Chordata; Mammalia; Didelphimorphia; Didelphidae
Source: RefSeq, a predicted model, not a curated record